Messenger RNA from Penicillium brasilianum, 1119 nucleotides. The record is from the annotation of a GenBank genome assembly. Lineage: Eukaryota; Fungi; Ascomycota; Eurotiomycetes; Eurotiales; Aspergillaceae.
AUGGCUAUCAUUGGCCGUCGAACGUUCCCCAAACAGCUACCGAAUCGGGUGUUCCCUUCUUGGCCGGUGACCAGCGGAGAACUCUGUGCUACCAGCGUGUAUUCUUACAAAAUGCAUUGUCUCCGACGAGCGUCAUCUCGACUCCUGGGCUCGGCAGUAUCCUCCCAAUCUCGAUCGGCAGCGCGGUCUCAAUUAAUUGCCGGACGCCAGUCUAUUCAGAGACUUUCUCCCCGAAGUCAAUACCCUACAGCCCUUCAAAUCCGAUGGAAUUCAAAUCAAAACGACUUAUCACCAGUGUCCCCCGAGAAGGAACAGAGAAACCAAGAAAUAGACGCCCAAGAUAAAGAGACAGAGGUAGCAAAUGCCCCGGAGUCUGCGCCCUCGAACAUUGGAGGUCAGCAAAAACCUCAGGGGAAGACAACGGAAGCCCUCAAGAUCAAAAUACCUCCCAAUGAAACCGUCUACAUCGGCAAUCUAUUCUACGAUGUUACCGCCGAGGACCUGCGGACGCGUAUGGAGAAGUACGGCACGGUGCUGAACACGAUGAUUGCCCACGAUAACCGGGGCCUCAGCAAAGGAUUCGGCUACGUUCAGUUCGACAAUAUCGAAGAUGCAAAGGCUGCAGUCGAAGGCAUGCACUCUACUGUCUUCGAAGGCCGCCAGGCCGUCGUGCACUACGCCCGCACCAAUUUCAAUUACAAACGCAUUUCCUACCCACCCACCGAAACGCUCUUUAUCGGCAACCUACCCCUCGAAAUGACCGAUCGCGAUCUCCAAGAUCUCUUCCACGAGGUCAAGAACUUGAUCGACGUUCGUAUUCCGGUUGACCGGCGCUCUGGAAUGCCGCGUGGCUUUGCGCAUGCAGAGUUUAUCAGUACGGAUGCGGCGAUGCAGGCAUUCGAGAUACUGGCGAGACAGAGGCCGUAUGGGCGGAAAUUGGGCGUCAAUUUCGCGGAGAGGAAGAGGGUUGGUAUGAUGAAGCCUAAGCCCGAGCCUGUGGAUAAGGAGCAGGCGAGGGCGGAGGCAGAGGCUAGGAGGAGGGAUAGGGCCAGGAAGGAAGAGGAGGAGAUUGAAAAGGCAUUGUUGAAGGAGCACAUGUCGGGCAGAGACGCCAAAUAG